AUGAUUGUUGAGGUCGACAAACUGCAGCUUGACGCAGCUCGAGCACAUAGGGUGAACAACGAAGGAGAAGGAGACCCUUUCUACGAAGUCCUGGGGAUAGUGACACUGGAGGAUGUGAUCGAAGAAAUCAUCAAGUCAGAGAUCCUCGACGAGACUGACUUAUACACUGACAACAAAACAAAGAAGAAGAUUACUCAUCGUGAGAGAAAGCAAGAUUUCUCGGCCUUUAAGCCCACUGACAAUGAAAUGAAGGUUAAAAUAUCACCUCAACUUCUGCUUGCUACCCUGCGUUUCCUGGCAACAGAGGUCGAGCCUUUCUCAGCCGUGCAGAUGUCAGAAAAGAUCCUCCUCCGUUUGUUGAAGCACCCCAACGUCAUCCAGGAGCUAAAGUACGACGACAAGAACAAGCGCGCAGCAGAGCACUACCUCUACCACCGAAACAAACCAGUGGACCACUUCAUCCUCAUCCUGCAGGGGAAAGUGGAGGUGGAGGCAGGAAAAGAAGGCAUGAAGUUUGAAGCUGGACCUUUCUCCUUCUAUGGGAUGAUGGCUUUGAGCUCUUCUCCAGUUCCUCUGUCCCUGUCUCGCACUUUUGUUGUCAGUAGGGCUGAGUCUUUAGCUGGAUCUCCAGAAAAUAAAUCCCCCCCACGGCCCUUUGGACUGAACCACUCAGACUCUCUGAACAGGGGCGACCGGAUCGAUGCCAUCACACCGACUCUCGGCAGCAGCAACAACCAACUCAACUCUUUUCUACAAAUAUACAUCCCGGACUACUCAGUGCGAGCGCGCUCAGACCUGCAGUACGUUAAGGUUACCCGGCAGCAGUACCAGAAUGCAGUGAUGGCCUCACGGAUGGACAAAACACCACAGUCCACGGACACGAAGGACCCAUCUAGCAUCGGCCCCCGCAGUGCAAACAGCAGCUCUGCCGCUCCAACAGACUCAGCGCUGGAGGAUGUGUGGAGGAGACCUUUCUCCCCAGGGGAGAGGAGUGUGGUGAGGGGCCCUCCCGCUCACAGGGACCUGCAGAUCUGCCCCUAG
Knipowitschia caucasica is the source of this 1041-nucleotide messenger RNA. Lineage: Eukaryota; Metazoa; Chordata; Actinopteri; Gobiiformes; Gobiidae. The record is from the annotation of a GenBank genome assembly.